UUCUUCCUCAGCUCUGUCCUAGUUGCUCUCCUUUUGGCGCGUUUCAGUCCUCUUGACUCCCCUAUGUGCAAAGCCAGCCCCUAGAGUGACAUGUCAGUCCUUUGCUAACUGAGGAACGUCAUGCGCAACGGUUUGUCUGCCUGCACUGUACAUACGACCGCAAUCGACGCUGGCUGCCAUAAGCCACCUUCCCUCGUCAUCGCUGCACCUAUUUGUCGCUCCACCCGCCCAUCAUUGCGUCGUUAGAAGCACUCACACCCCCUACACUGGGCUCUUGUACCGCCCUCUUCAUCUACCUAUCUCCACGACCUCUGUCCGGAGUCAUCCUCAAACCGGCUCUUCCACCUUUUGUCCUUCCCGCGGUCGAGAUGUCCACCAACCAUGAUGCCAUUCCCGAGACUCCUCGAGUGAUCUCGCCCUCUCCCACCCCGUCAGACCCGAGAUCGAGCUCGCGAGACUAUCUCGGACCUACCACGCGCUCCGCCGCGCGGCGACAACGGCUCGGUGAAGUGACAGAGGAAACCGAUGGCGACGCGGAUGCGAAUCUCAAGCGCUCACGGGCUCGUUCUCGAAGUCCUGCCAGCCCAGAGUCAGCGCGAAAACGCAAACGCAAGUCAAACCCCAGGUUACCCGCUGGUCAAGCCAAGUCACCAAGUACGAACGGUUAUACCACACCUAGCAAUGGUUACUUAUCGCCAUUAAUUAAACCCGGUGGCACUUGGCAUACCAUUUCGCGAUCUCCAUCUCCUCUCGGCUUGAUUCCUCUUCACAGCCGUUAUCGAAGCUUUAUCCACCGACAUGAAAUCCCGCGCAAGCUCCUACACGUCUCCAUCGGCUUCCUAACGCUACACUUAUACACACGGGGCAUCCAGCCGCUUCAAAUCACUCCAUGGCUCUUUGGUGCUCUGGUUCCGAUCGCUACUGUCGAUAUAAUUCGGCAUCGUUCAGAGACAGUCAAUAAGAUUUACAUUCGCUGUGUGGGUGCCCUGAUGCGUGAAACAGAGGUCUCCGGCUACAAUGGCGUUAUCUGGUACCUGCUGGGCGCCUAUGCUGUCUUGCGCUUCCUUCCCAAAGAUAUUGGCGUCAUGAGCGUGCUACUACUUAGCUGGUGUGACACUGCUGCUUCCACCUUCGGCCGUCUCUAUGGCCGACAUACCCCUCAGCUCCGCAAAGGCAAGAGCUUGGCCGGGACUUUGAGCGCCUGGCUUGUCGGUGUUAUCACUGCUGCCGCGUUUUGGGGCUUCUUCGUCCCCUAUAUUGGGACUUUCCCCAAUGAUCCCGAAGGCUCUUUCAUGUUCACCGGACGUCUCAAUCUGAUUCCGGGCCCCGUUAAGAGCCUGCUCGGGUGGACCGCAAGUACCUCCAGCGCUGUCCUGUCGGGUCCCCUAGCUCUUGGAGUCAUGAGCGUCGUUUCGGGCUUGGUGGCCGCUGGCAGCGAGUUCAUUGACUUGUUUGGCUGGGAUGAUAAUUUGACGAUCCCUGUCCUUAGCGGUGUCGGCUUGUGGGGCUUCCUGAAGGUCUUCGGUUAAGACGGCUAGAUUUGAAGUCUUCAAUGCGGUUGGCGUGAGCCCUAUUUCUCUUCCCUGUUCUAUAUGCCCUUACUGUUUUUUCUAGAGGAGAAAUGGCACCUGAUCAUCCUUUUGUUUCUGUGUCCAUAUGAAGCGCAGCUGUUGUUUAUCUUUAAUCCUUCUCCUACUCGCCUCCUACAUAUUCUCCCCUAUUGCCAUUCUUCUCAUUCAUUCCAGCGUUACUGAGCAUGGAAUGCUGAAACGUUUGGGCUGAUGGCUAGGCUAAUAUACAUGGAAUGAGGUUCCUCAUGAUAGAUAGAUGUUUUCAAUUCGCGAUACCUGGGUGCUUGCAAUCGAUACCA
Molecule: messenger RNA, 1870 nt
Organism: Aspergillus homomorphus CBS 101889
Lineage: Eukaryota; Fungi; Ascomycota; Eurotiomycetes; Eurotiales; Aspergillaceae
Product: diacylglycerol/polyprenol kinase family protein
Exons: 1
Coding region: 369-1529 (386 amino acids)
Biological process (GO): phosphatidic acid biosynthetic process
Cellular component (GO): endoplasmic reticulum membrane
Molecular function (GO): ATP-dependent diacylglycerol kinase activity
Source: RefSeq, a predicted model, not a curated record